AUGAUGAACAGCGUCUCUUAUGUCGAGAGUGCAGCAGUUCGUAUCACCACAGUGAAGUCAGGAUCUACUACUGUUGCUUCAAAAUCAACUUCCUCCUUAAAAACAACAACCACCACUUUGUCAUCAUCCACUAGCUCUGGUACAAAUACGAUUUCAACUAAACUGACUUCAUCCGUUAAAACAGUCGCAUCAACAACAACAACAUUCAGUACGACUUCCUCUGCUACAUCAAGCUCAAUAGUGGUUGGCUGUUAUGCUGAUUUCUAUCCCAGUUCGAGAGCAAUGUCUGAUGCUUCAACUACUUCAACUUCCAACACUCCUUCCACGUGUGCAGCAUUCUGUACUUCUCUAGGCAUUCCAUACUCUGGAACUGAAUAUGCCAAUGAAUGUUAUUGCUCAUCAACAGCACCUACAACCUUAUCAACUGCCUGUACGAUGGCUUGUGCUGGUGAUUCAACACAAAUUUGCGGAGGAGCAAACGCUUUAUCUGUUGUCUAUACUACUAUUCCAACUUUACCAGCUACAAACAGUACAAAACGUGGUCUCUGUUGGCCAUGGAAUAAUCCAGCAUCGUCAUUUGCAUUCUUUUCACCCAUUGCUAUACCAUGGCUCUAUAACUGGGAAUUGUGGGAUCCACGAGCAGCGGGCACUCAUUCAACAGCUGAAUACGUACCAAUGUGUAGAACACAGGCAGAAGCAUCUCAAGUUCCAGCAUAUUUCUCUAGUUGUUAUGCCAAAUAUCUUCUAGGAUUCAAUGAACCAGAUUUACCGGCAGCUAAUGGUGAAAACUAUCUUUCGCCGAACAAUGCAUCCGUUCUUUGGAAACAGUACAUUCAACCUGUGAAAACAUCGUGUGGAACGGCACUGGGAGCACCAGCUGUAACGAAUGGAGUCGGUUCUGGAUGGGGAACUGAUUGGCUUCGUCAGUUUUUUGGUAACUGUACAUCUCCUUCUUGUUCAUUUGAUUUUAUCCCAUUUCAUUGGUAUGGUACUUCAUUAUCGGAUUUUGAAACAUACGUUACUAACUUUCAUUCACUUUUUCCAACUUAUCCUUUGUGGAUUACUGAAUGGCAAUUUACCGGCAUUUCAAGUACAGCAACAACCUAUCUAGGAAAGCAAGCUUUGCAAUGGCUUGAUGCACAAAAUUAUGUAGUAAGAUAUGCAAUGUUUGGACCGAUGAAUUCAGCUAAUAUGGCUGGUAUUACAAAUGGUGCAAUGAUUACAGACGAUCUUAGUGGACUUACGAAUGUUGGAAAGAUCUAUGCUGGACUCGUGUAA
Molecule: messenger RNA, 1278 nt
Organism: Rotaria sp. Silwood2
Lineage: Eukaryota; Metazoa; Rotifera; Eurotatoria; Philodinida; Philodinidae
Source: the annotation of a GenBank genome assembly